Messenger RNA from Quercus robur (English oak), 797 nucleotides. Its product is annotated as 30S ribosomal protein S16-2, chloroplastic/mitochondrial. Gene Ontology annotation, cellular component: ribosome; small ribosomal subunit. Gene Ontology annotation, biological process: mitochondrial translation. Lineage: Eukaryota; Viridiplantae; Streptophyta; Magnoliopsida; Fagales; Fagaceae. Bases 71 to 445 code for a protein of 124 amino acids. The transcript is spliced from 3 exons. The record is from RefSeq and is a predicted model, not a curated record. Gene Ontology annotation, molecular function: structural constituent of ribosome.
UGGUUAUCUUCAGGGGAAAAGAAAAAAGCUUGGGUUGUGUGGUAAUUGUGAGAAAUAGAGGUGAGAGAAAAUGGUGGUGAGGAUCCGAUUGUCUCGGUUCGGAUGCAAAAACAAACCGUUUUACCGGGUCAUGGCCGCCGACAGUAGAUCUCCUCGCGAUGGCAAGCAUCUCGAAGUCUUAGGCUACUACAAUCCCUUACCAGGCCAAGAUGGUGGCAAAAGAAUGGGUCUUAAUUUUGAACGAGUGAAAUAUUGGCUUUCUGUUGGGGCGCAACCCUCAGAACCUGUGCAGCGCGUUCUUUUUCGAGCAGGCUUACUACCUCCACCUCCCAUGAUGGCAAUGGGACGUAAAGGUGGACCACGUGACACACGUCCCAUUGAUCCUAUGACUGGUCGCAUCUUGACCCCAGAGAAACCAGCUAAUGCUGACCAGUCCAAUGACUAAGGGUGAAGAAGACAGUGAAGACGACGACGCAAGUACCUCAUGAAACUCUUCAUUGCAAUUUUUAAGAUCUUAUUUUUGUUUCUUUAAUCUCUUUUUAGGGGGUGCGGGUAUCAAGAAUUUUUGUUUCUACUUGGACAUCCCCCAGAAAGACAGUGUGGUCUUGCACUCUUGCUUAACUUUGGACAACAAUUCUCAUCUUUUCUGGGAAGGCUGCAAGUUGUGUGGUGAUAUUGGUACUUUUAACUCCACGACACCACAUUAGGGGUAUUAAGUGCUAUGUAAUGGCUACAGUGUCAAAAGUUCCUAAAGAAAACGACUGUACUAAAUGUUGUGCAAGCUGCUGCACUGAACA